Messenger RNA from Octodon degus (degu), 3964 nucleotides. It is a transcript of the gene Tigd2, whose product is annotated as tigger transposable element derived 2. Gene Ontology annotation, molecular function: DNA binding. The record is from RefSeq and is a predicted model, not a curated record. NCBI's taxonomy places the organism in Eukaryota, Metazoa, Chordata, Mammalia, Rodentia, Octodontidae. Gene Ontology annotation, cellular component: nucleus. The transcript has 2 exons. The coding region runs from base 1230 to 2810 and encodes 526 amino acids.
CGCGCGUGCUCGCUAAUCCCCCGCCUUCCGGCUCCGGCGCGACGCGCGCUCGUUGCUGCCGCCGCCGCGCCACCAGUGUCGGCGUCCCUCGGGAGCCUCCAUUUGCUCUCGGUGCAGUCUGGCCGCCAAGCUGCCAGGCUGGGAGCGAUGCGUUCGGCCGGCGGACCCGCGUCCUCUGCGCCCAGCGGCCGCUCGCUGGCUGUCCGGCUGUGGCGGUGACACCGGGUUGCUGGCGUCCAGGCGGAACCCGGGCUCCGUCGCUGGAGGAAAAGCAGCCCGCCCUCCGCAGCUCGCCCGGCGGGGAGGCCCUCGCUCACACGGCUUCUCUCUGACCUCUUAAUUUGAGGAGGUUUCAGAGGCUCCAAGUACCUAUACAGUCGCACAGGAACUACUUCCUUUGGACCCUGGAGGAUCGGCUUGCACCAGGAUUAUUGUAACAUCCUCACCGUGCCUUCACCCUAGUCUCUACUCUGGGUCCUGAUUUCCACCAAUGAAGUUUUUUGGUGCUUUCUUUAAUCAUGUGCCACCACCUCUUGCCCACCUUUCUCCUUACCAGUAGCAUAAGCCAUUAGGUGUAAGUUUUUGUUGCGUUCGAGUACAGGGCUUCCUGCCUGUCCACUUUUACCUCCUUUGCACCUCACUUCUGUGCAGCUCACCUUAACUUGCUUAUUACCAUUUUCUUAAGCACUUCCCUGUGCAACCUGCACUAGUCCUUUGCGUAGAAGAGACAGCAUUACUCAGAGUUCACUUCCUGAAAAAAACAACAUAAGGAGUUAAGUUUUCUCAUAUUUUCCUGUAUGUCAGAUUUGCAAAUCUUUUCUUAAGUUCUCUGUUUCCCUGACCAUGUCCUAAAAUACUCAACCCAAGUCUUCCUGGCUUUAGAAACUUUAUCUGCACUGAUGACAGAAGCUGAAUAUGCUGUAGGACCGUUUUAGAGAUAUUAGCAGUGCAGUAUUGGUUCAAUGUCUAGCCUUUAAUAAGACUGCAAGUUUUAAAAACACUGUAUAAGGAGAAAAAAGAUAAGGUUAAUUGAUGCUAUUCCUUAUUAUAGGAAGUAUGUACAUUUUAAAAUCUGGGUGAAGAGACUUAGAUUUUGUCUGCAAAUUGGCCAUCACAUUAAGUCCUAGGGCACAGAGGAGCAAUCUUAAAUUCCAUUUUAUAGUCUCGCUAUUCAAAUCUUAAGUUGUUAAUUAUCUUCUAGUAAUCACCUGAAAUAUCAGACACUUAAAAUGUUGGGGAAACGUAAGCGUGUGGUAUUGACAAUUAAAGACAAACUUGACAUCAUUAAGAAACUUGAGGAAGGUAUCUCUUUCAAAAAACUUUCUGUGGUAUAUGGAAUUGGUGAGUCCACAGUUCGUGAUAUUAAAAAGAACAAAGAAAGGAUUAUAAACUAUGCAAACAGCUCAGAUCCCACAAGUGGUGUAUCCAAACGUAAAUCUAUGAAGUCAUCAACCUAUGAGGAACUUGAUAGAGUGAUGAUAGAGUGGUUUAACCAACAGAAGACAGAUGGGGUUCCAGUGUCUGGAACUAUUUGUGCAAAACAAGCAAAGUUUUUUUUUGAUGCUUUGGGGAUGGAAGGUGACUUUAAUGCGUCAUCUGGCUGGCUAACUCGAUUCAAACAGCGCCAUGGUAUCCCAAAGGCUGCUGGUAAAGGAACAAAACUAAAAGGAGAUGAAACUGCUGCCAGUGAAUUUUGUGGUAACUUUCAGGAAUAUGUAGAGAGAGAGAAUCUGCAACCAGAGCAGAUUUAUGGUGCUGAUCAAACUGGGUUGUUCUGGAAGUGUUUACCAUCAAGGACAUUAGUUCUUGACACUGAGCAAAAUACAUCUGAGUAUAGAUCAAGCAGAGAGAGAAUCAUUAUAAUGUGUUGUGCAAAUGCCACAGGUUUACACAAACUUAACCUUUGUGUUGUAGGGAAAGCAAAGAAACCCCGUGCAUUCAAAGGAACUGAUCUUUCAAACCUUCCUGUCUCUUAUUUCAGUCAAAAAGGUGCAUGGAUAGAGCAAUCUGUUUUCAGACAGUGGUUUGAUAAAUAUUUUGUGCCACAGGUACAGAAGCAUUUGAGAUCCAAAGGUCUUCUAGAAAAAGCAGUGCUUCUUUUAGAUUUCCCCCCAGUACAUCCAAAUGAAGAACUACUGAGUUCAGAUGAUGGCAGAAUAGUUGUGAAGUAUUUGCCACCAAAUGUCACAAGUCUGAUUCAACCAAUGAGCCAGGGAGUUUUAGCUGCAGUAAAAAGAUACUAUCGAGCAGGACUUCUCCAGAAAUACAUGGAUGAAGGAAUUGACCCAAAAAUGUUUUGGAAGAACUUGACCGUGUUGGAUGCCAUUUAUGAGGUAUCUAGGGCUUGGAACAUGAUAAAAGCAAGCACCAUAACCAAAGCAUGGAGAAAACUUUUCCCUGACAGUGAAGAAAAUUCAGUAAUGAACAUUGAUGAAAGAGCCAUUUUAGCAGCUAACUUAGCAACAGUUUUACAGAAUACAGAAGACUGUGAACAUGUUAACAUUGAGAAUAUUGAUCAGUGGUUUGACUCCCAGAGUAAUGACUCUAGCUGUCAGGUGCUGACAGACAAUGAAGGUGCUGAGGACCAUCCCAAGUCUGCUGAGCAGAAGCCCUCCAGUAAGACUGGAAAAGCAGAACUGAAUCCUGAGAAGCACAUUAGCCAUAAAGCUGCACUUGAAUGGACUGAAAAUUUGCUGAAUUAUCUAGAGCAACAAGACGACAUGCUUCUGUCUGAUAAAUUGGUGUUACGGAGGCUUCGGACCAUAAUAAGAAGAAAACAAAAGAUCCAAAACAACAAAAAUCAUUCAUAGUGCUCUUCGGUGUGUUUUUAUGUUUGUGACUGUAUCUGCAGUGGAACUUGCUUUCUUUGAAGUGCUGUGGAUUCUAAGGCCAAAUACAUUUUAUAAAUGAUUUUAGGAUUAGGUGAUUUUUGGAUUACCUAAAUCACAGCUCUUUAAUGUUGACUCUGGUAACUGAGCAUUAACAUGGAACUUGUCUGUCUACUGUUUUUAAUUUGUAUUAUACUAACUAGAUUAUAGGUACCUCAGGCCAGGGAUCUGUGUCUGUUUUGUGCCUGAAUUUCAGUGUGUAGUAAAAAUCCAUUGCACAUUAUAGGCACUCAAUAAAUUUUAUUAAGUUGAAUUUUUAUAACUUUCUCUGAAUUUCAAUUUCUAAAUUGAAAUAUGUGAGUGAUAAUUUUGCAUUUUUUGAUACUGAAAGUCUUAGAAGAGCUCAGCACAGGCUGUAAACUCUUAGAAGAGCUCAGCAAAGGUUGUGCUUUAGGAUUAAUUCUCUGUAGCUGCAGACAACUGAAGGACAAUACCCUAAAACCUUAAAUGUGGCUUUUUUUUUUUUUUUUUUAACUGUUUGGGCAGUUGGCAAUUUAGAUUGGCCAUCUCUGAGGGAAGUUUAAAAAAAGAGAAAGAGAAAAAGGAAAGAAAAAAAAGAAAAGAGAGAUAAGAUUAAAUAUCUUCAGGGAAAGGGUGUAGCUUUUAAUUUCAUUCCAUCUCACAGUAGGAAACCUUCCUUCAUAGUUGUGGAAUGAAGUGUUUUAGAGAAAUUUGCUUUCUUAAAUGAUUGCAAUUAGAAGAGAUGAGGAUUACAUUUUAUUUGUCAUUUUGUUUCUUUACAGAUUGUCAGUUUUUAAUAAGCUAUUUGACAUUUGUCAUUUCAAAGCAUACAAAGUAUGUCAGUGCUUUCCUAUAAUGCAUUCUUCAUAAUACUGAAAAUAUAUGCAUAUACAUAGUUUUUGGAACCAGCACAUGGUCAGUGGACUAAUAUCUGGAAGAAGAAAAAGGCACUGUAGAAGAUCAUAGGUGGCUGUGUGACCAUGGGCAAGAUACCUAACCUGUCAUCUGUAAAAUUGGAAUGAUGCCUGCUGGCCUCUGAGAGGGUUCAUGAGUUAAUAUAUGGCGUUUAAGGGCUUAGAACAGAGUACCACACCUUGAGUAUUAAUUACUGUUAC